AUGGCUAAUCCAUCCGAAUGUUGUAUUCAGGUUGUCUGUCGUGUCCGUCCGUUAAAUGAAAUUGAAAGGAAAAACGGGUCAUCUUCUGUUGUCAAGUUUCAAGGCAAAGAUACUGUUAUGGUUACGGGGAAGACUUAUGCAUUUGAUAAUGUUUUUCAACCAAAUGACACUCAAGAAAAUGUUUAUAAAGGAGCAGCUCAUCAUAUUGUUCAAGAUGUUUGUUUGAUUUUAACUAAAAUUUAA
Molecule: messenger RNA, 243 nt
Organism: Meloidogyne enterolobii
Lineage: Eukaryota; Metazoa; Nematoda; Chromadorea; Rhabditida; Meloidogynidae
Source: the annotation of a GenBank genome assembly